Eruca vesicaria subsp. sativa (arugula) is the source of this 1416-nucleotide messenger RNA. The record is from the annotation of a GenBank genome assembly. Lineage: Eukaryota; Viridiplantae; Streptophyta; Magnoliopsida; Brassicales; Brassicaceae.
AGAACAUAGAUAAAGAGUUGAAACAAAUAUUUCAUAAGGAAAAUGAAAGGUGAGUUUCUUACAUUAGCUCUAAUAUCUCUACUAUUGGCCUUCUCGUUUGUCUAUGGAGGAGGAGAGUCUGGAAACCCUGCUCAUUCUGCAGCCAGCCCGAGUAGUCCCACCGGAGGGUCCAGCGGUGCAACCGGUUCGGCUCAUGGGCCUAACUGGGGAUAUGAUUGGGGAUGGGGAUCAACCCCAGAAGGUGGUUAUGGCUAUGGUUCCGGUUCUGGUUCGACACCAGAUGGAAAAGGAAAAGGGGCCGGAUAUGGGUUUGGCUCUGGUUCUGGUUCAGGAACUGGGUUUGGGUUUGGUUCAGGAGGAGGAGGAGCCACAGACGGUGGUUCUGGCCAUGGAAGUGGGACUGGACACGCAAGUGAAGAGUGCGGCUCAGGCGCCGGCGGUGGAAAUGGUGGAGCUUCUCCAGGUCGUAGAGAGAGAAGCCAACACCGCUAAAAUUAUAAGCAUUUCUUGUUCAUCUUAACACAAGCAUAUAUACAUAAGACUAGAAAAGAAAAAAAGAAUAUUACUAUGGUUGGCACUUGGCAACACAUGAUAUUAUAUGUAUACUACAACCUUAAUGCAUAAACUAGAUUUUGACCCGUGCACCCGCACGGGUAUUAUACUUACUUUUAUAUUAUCUAAUUACUUUAAUAUGAUUUAAGAGAUUUUUUUUUUAAAACUGCGAGUGUUGAACGUUUGUUUAAUAUGUAUUUUGAACUUAAAAUUGUAUAGUGGAUUUGAUCGAAUUAAUUUAAUUAUUUCUUAAACAAUAAAUAUUGUUUCAUUUUGUUUUGUUUCUUAUUAUAUAUUUUAAGUCCUUAUAAUUUUUUUGUAUUAAAUGUAUUUUUUAAGAAAGAUAAAAAAUAAUAAUACAAUAAGAAUUUACUUUUUUUAAAUGUUAAUUUUAUAUUAUCCUUAUAUCGUAAUAUUUUGAGUUUUGAAAUACGGCAGUAGAAAUUGGCAGCCGUCAAUCGUCUAUACGACAGUCAAUCAUGAUGUAAUGCAUAAUUAAUAAGACAUUAAAAGAAAUAGGAGGUAAUAUACCAUUUUAAUUAAAUAAAAUCACAAGUAUAUAUAUAAUUUGUUGGAGAAUGUCAAUUGGAUGGUGUUAUUUUAGUUAAGAUUUUUAAUUGAUUGGAUAACAAUUGAUAAUAUUUUUUUUUGGUAAAAAAAUUGAGAAUAUUUUGUUUAGUUAUAGAAGAUUAUGAUUUACCUUAGACAGUUAGGCUAUGCAUAUUGUAUGUGGGCUGCAAGCCUAGAGAAUAAACCUACCGAUUAAUAAUAUUAAUCUUAAUAAGUUACUGUCGACUUUUUAAGAAUCUUUGGUAGGAUAAUUAAUGUUCGCUAAUUUUGAAAUGAUUACUAUUCCCUCCGUUU